This is a messenger RNA of Labrus bergylta (ballan wrasse), 1882 nucleotides long. It is a transcript of the gene lzic, whose product is annotated as leucine zipper and CTNNBIP1 domain containing. The record is from RefSeq and is a predicted model, not a curated record. Gene Ontology annotation, molecular function: beta-catenin binding. Lineage: Eukaryota; Metazoa; Chordata; Actinopteri; Labriformes; Labridae.
CCAGGAAGAGAGACAGCCGCACCCACACUCACAAGGCUACAUUCACAAACACAGACUCGACUAACAUUAAACCUCACAGCCGAAUUUGAACGUAGUUUAUGUUCGCGGUUUAUGUUUUUUUUCGCCGGAGUGCAGUCUCAGAUCUGUGAAUUUAUUGUAAAAAAUUGUCAACUGCGGCAAAUAUUAACUCACUGAACGAACAUUUCACAGAGUGAGUCCCGGUUUUAAAUACACGUUUAAUUAGAGAUGGCUUCUAGAGGGAAAUCGGAAACUGGAAAAUUGAAGCAAAACAUGGAAGAGCAACUUGACAGACUUAUGCAGCAGCUUCAGGAUCUGGAGGAAUGCAGGGAAGAACUGGACGAGGAAGAGUACGAGGAGACAAAGAAGGAAACUUUAGAGCAGCUGAGUGAAUUCAACGACUCUUUGAAGAAGAUCAUGACAGGGGAUAUGACCCUUGUGGAUGAUCUCAGUGGAAUGCAGCUGGCAAUCCAGGCUGCCAUCAGCCAGGCAUUCAAAACACCAGAGGUGAUUCGACUCUUUGCAAAGAAGCAGCCUGGACAGCUAAGGACCAGACUAGCAGAGAUGGAUCGUGAUGUAAUGGUGGGGAAACUAUCAAGGCAUGUGUACACACAGCAGAAAAUGGAAAUCCUCACAGCCUUAAGAAAACUUGGAGAGAAGCUCACUUCAGAGGAUGAGACUUUUCUUACCGAGAAUGCGACAGCAACUCUGAGCCAGUUUGAAAAAGUGACUGCAAAUUCAGGCUCUGAAGACAAAAUAAUGGCCUUAGCUAGCUCUGGAGUAAAAACAAAGGCAUAGUAUUUUUUUUAGAUUUUAUUAAAAAGAUUAACUCAUUGUCAUUAUCGAGACAGAUAUGUGCCAAUUGAUCAGUACGUUUUGUAAACCAUCAGUGCACUUCUGGUGUUUCUGGAUUUCCUAACACUUUUUAAACAGUAUUAUUUUGCAACCCUUAAAUUUUGUAAGUGUCUUUUAUUUGUCCAGAUAGAUGGUGAUUGUAUUGCCGGUACAACCUUUUGAUUUGUUGAAUGUGAAGGAUAGGCCAAGCAGUUCAAGAGAAACAGUCACUUGUUGCUGGGCUCAUUUUUCUUGAAAACUUAAAUAGUAAACGUUGUGAAGAUGUUGAUUUUCUUUUUUAGUUUUGUAAAUGUUCAAGAUGUCUUUUUUAAAUUCACUUUGCUUUCUGUGAUGAUUUUAACAAAAUAGCAAAGAAUCAUGACCUUUAUUAGUAACACUACUCUGUCAACUUGUACACAGAAUGCACAUUUGAUGUGUACUGUACAGUACGAUUUGGCAACAAGUUGGAAGGUAGAUCAACAUAUCUAACAACAUAUCUAAAAAAAGGCCCCCAGAGUGGCAAAGCUUUAACUACCCUGAACUUAAAUAUAGGAAUAGGGUAUAGGUAUAUGAAUUUGUGAUCUGUUUCUUGUUUCUAUCAUUUAAAAAAAUCAUUUUAUGUAAUCAUGGAUGAUCUUGCAGUUUGUGCUUAUAAAUGGAUAUACAUUCACAAAAUCAAUUUCCUUUUUUUCUUAGUGAGUAGUUCAAACAGUUUUGAAGUCAGUGUUUACAGCAGUAUCUAUAAAUAAUAAGGCUUUAAGCUGCUGUUUCUAACUUUAAGAGGAAGAAAAUUAAUAUUUAUUUAUUUGUUUUCCCAUGUUUUGACCUUAACAUAUUUGUUUCACCACCAGAGGGCACUAUUACUCCAAUUUCUACUCUGCAUCACUGUCUACAUGUAUUACUUCUGUCUCUAUGUAUUUUACUCUGGUUUUGUCAUUAUCUUUAAUUGUUUUUGUCUUUGUAAAGUACUUUGAUCGGCCCCUGUGUUUAUUCUGUUGUGUUAUUAAAGCUGCCUCCUCAUGUCUUAUAA